Cannabis sativa is the source of this 2094-nucleotide messenger RNA. RefSeq lists its product as uncharacterized. The transcript has a single exon. The record is from RefSeq and is a predicted model, not a curated record. Lineage: Eukaryota; Viridiplantae; Streptophyta; Magnoliopsida; Rosales; Cannabaceae. The coding region runs from base 711 to 1685 and encodes 324 amino acids.
CAUAAAAAUAUUACAUAAAAUACAAUUCAAUAUAAUACAAUACAAUACGACCUAAUACGGUGUUACAAACCAACCUUAAAAAGCAUGAUUAGUACAUUUUAAAGUUCUAGAGAAAAAUUCUAAUUAACCAAAAAUAAAUAACCAGAAACCCGUGUCGUUAUCUGACCUUACACUUGGCGAGAUCAUCUCCUACCAAUUAUACUAACCCUAAAAUCUUGGGCCUCGUUUCUAUCCAAUUUCUAUUGGACCACGUGUCCACCUUCUGGAAACAGUCAUUUCACUUUGAUUAUUUUUUUUAAGAAAACUAAAAAAUAAAAAUCCGUACACGAUGCACGAGGUGAGGAAAACAGCUUACGUGCCCUUCUCUAGGAACUACUGUAGACGCUAUUCGAGCUCCCAUUGGUUCAUCUGUGGGGCCAAUCGUAACCCUCCAUAACUGUGGGGCCCACGCACCCGCAAUGCCACGUCUCCUUUAUACCAGCCAAUCCAAUAUCUGCGCUGUUCAAGCCACUUUCACUACACGUGUCUUUCUCCCCACGUGUCGUACUCACCCAUGCUAUAUAACCAAACUCUUCGUUAUCAACCUUAGCAUUAAACUCCGAUUCCAAAACGAUUCGCAACUGAGUUUUAGAGAGAGAGAGAAAUAGAAAAAAAAGUAAAGAAAACCACCGAGUUUUAGAGAGAGAGAGAGAUUGAAGAAGAUAGGGGUUAUGGAUAGUAGAGGUGGUUGCUGCAUAGCUAGAUAUGUCGCUGGAGGAGGUGGUGGUGGUGUGUACGGUUAUGAUAUGUCUAAAGUUGGCCGGAUAAUGCUCCGUUUCCGGCCGAUCGCACCCAAACCCGUUGCCGGUGGACCCGUCUCCGGUGGUAACAAAGCUGAGAUGGGUGAAACCCAGGCUCGAGGUGGUAGAGGGAAGAGAAGGAUAGUAAAAGAUAAUAACAAUAACACCAGACGGUGCAAUAUCAAGAAGAGAAACGCUUCUUCACCUGAAUCUUCCGACGAAAAACGACGUCGUUUGGUUCCAGAAGAGAAGGUUGUGACUCUCCCUCUCUUACCGGAGACUCCCGAACCUAAAGAUACCCCGGCAAGGCUUUCUCCCGAGACGAGAGACUCCCCAAAGUGGCUGAGCUUCGAGAAUAAUAAUAAUGUGUACGGCAGUGGACGAUUGUCGGUGGAGACGGCAGAUCCAACGGCGGUUAAGACAUCAACGAGGCCGGUGAAGCUGGUGGGUUCGAGCGUGACCGUUGAAUGCGUGACUGACACGUGGAUGGACGGGAUUAAUAAGUUUGGGUUAGGAUGUACGGACGAUGAGAGGAGAAUGAAUCUUGCGCAGGACACGUGUCCGGGGUUUGUUUCGGACAGUUACGGAAGGGUGACGUGGACAAACGGGGCCUACAAGAAAUUAGUGGGCCAAGGGUGCGAGGAUCACGAUCUUCACCACGAUUGUAGCGGUGGUGAUGAUCAUGAUCAGAUGAUGAUGAUGGUUUGGUUAGUUAUGAAGGAGAGGUUGCCUGUGACGGUGCUAACGUGCCCGGCGUUCACAUGCAGAGUGAGACUACAGUGCUACACCAAUGGGAAUAAAGAGAUCAAAAGCUCCCUAACACUGCCUUGUGAUGUUUGGAGAAUGGAUUGUGGUGGUUUUGCAUGGCGAUUGGACGUUAACGCUGCUCUCUGCUUGGGCCGGUAACCUUACCAAAACCCCUUUACCCAUACCCACACACAUAUAAAUAUCUAUGCCAAGUUAUGAAAUGUUUAAUUAAUUAAGCUUAAUUAUUAUUAGCUAUAAAUAGCCUUUUUUUUGUUUUAUUUUAUGUUAUUUUUCGAAAGAAAAAUAAAAUGUAAAUAGUUUUGUGAUCGAUGAUAUCGAUCAAGAGCUAGUAGUACUGUAGCAUCACGUUGUGGUUGUACACUCUCAAAUAUUCAUCACACAUCAGAGUUGUGGGGGCUGAUUUGUGUUAUUAUAAUUAAAUAUAUACUAGUGAUGAUGAUGAUGAUGAUAUAUAUAGAGAGAAGAGAAAAAGAACCAAUUUAAUUUAAUGUACGUACUAUCACUACUGUUUUGUUUUGUUAUUAAUAUAAUCAAAAUUUUGUACAAA